Molecule: messenger RNA, 2503 nt
Organism: Vitrella brassicaformis
Lineage: Eukaryota; Vitrellaceae
Source: the annotation of a GenBank genome assembly
UCAGAAGGGAUUCUGCACACACACAGACAUCCAUGUCGGGCAUUUAAGGGUGUGCGUGUAUGUGCGGGUAUCUUUGUGUGGGUGUCUGGUCUUUGCGUACGGGGUUCGGCUUGGCUGCGGCAAGUUUCGCGAGGAAAUCAGGGCACUGCAGAUACCCAUGGCCGGCGCACCCGCACCAGAAACACACCUGCUGCAUACACAUUGAUAUGCGCACACAGAGAGAUACGCAGACAAUGUGGUGGCUGGAUGGAUGCGUACGUGUGUGCUGCCUGCGCACCUUGAAGUUGAACUUGACCCUGGUCGUGGGUACACUUCUGCACACACACGCAGAGGCGUGCAUACGUCGAUGCUUCACAGUAGCGAAUCAUCAGGCUUGUGUGUGUGUGAACUUUACGUCCGUCGUGGACGGACGCACAUCCUCCUUGGACCCCAGCUCAACCUCAACGCCCUGGAAUCAUGAGACACACACGCACACACACACACACACACAUUGAUGGGCAGCCAUGGAAGCAUCUGUGUACGUGUUGCUCGUCUUGGUGCCGGUGGGGGUGCCGGGCUCCUUAACCUUCUUGGAGAGGUUGUCCCACACUGUCUUGCCCUUGUUCGGCAUCGUGGAGCAGGGGACUCCGAAGUCCUGUGAGCAGCUCACACGCACACAGAUAAUUACAGGCCUGCAGGCACGUGUUGAUCAGUAAACAGCUCACCUUCGAUGUGCAAACGGCCAGCAAGGCAGUGCGGUCCAAAGUCGUCAUGAGUCCAUCGAAAAUGAAAUGUAGCCAGCGAUCUGCACACCACCCACACAAAGCGAAGAGAAAACAAAGUGUUUCUUUACGUAUUGUACAAUCAUCCACCCAACCACCCCCUCACCAGCAGCACCGCCACAGUUGGUCAGUCAGUCUGGGUGCACGUGGUGGCCGCGGAAAGUGCCAGAUCCCCCGGCAGUUGAUACAGCGGUUGCACCAGUGCACGGGAUCCUCCUCCUCAGCUGGUGUCUCGUAAUGGUAGCUGAAACGCAUGCCUGCAGACAGACAAACAAACACGGAGACAUCACGCAUUAGCGCAUGCGAUGCAUCUGUCUGGACUGCUCGACUGCCUGCACCCUACCUGUGUCGCCGAGUGGAAUCCGAAAGAAAUUGCGACGGCCGUGGUCGUGCUUGCGGAGGUGCUGGUGGUAGUUGCGGCCCAGCACCAGCAGGGACCGAAUCGACCUGCACACACGACACACCCACACACAGACGCUGGCCAUGUUGUGAGUGGGUGAGUGGAUGUGUGUGGAAGGAUACCGUUUGCGUCGCAGUCGUCUGAAACACAAAUCCACAGACACAAAUGCAUGAUUGAAGCCGUCAUUCCUCUCAUGCUUACCUUGACUGUUGGCUUCUUCAAGUUGGCAGCUGAUUGUUGUCUUCCCUGGCAGCCGUCAACUCCGAUUCCGGAGUUCUCGCGGCAUGAGUGAAUGAGUGGAUGUGUGUGCCCGUCUGCGUACCUUCUUCCGUGCCUUGAGCUUGAGGUUGACGAUGCCCUUCGCGGUAAUGAUUCAGAAGGGAUUCUGCACACACAGACAGAUAGCCAUGUCCGGCAUUUAAGGGUGUGUGCGUCGGUGUGUGUAUGUGUGGAUGCCCGAUCUUUGCGCACCUCGCCUUCGGCUGCGGCGAGGUCCUUCAUCAUGGCAUCGUGGUGGUUGUUGGUGCACACCUGCACACACAGGGAUAGACGUACGUCGAUGUAUCACAGCAGCAAAUCAUCAGACUUCUCUGUGUGAGCUUUACCUUGGUCGACUCAACGCGCUGGAAUCAUCAGAGACAAACACACAUACACACAGAACCACAUACACACAUUGAUGGGCAGCCAUGCAGGCAUCUAUGCUGGCGAGUGUUGCUGUGCGUACCUUGGUGGUGGCGGUUGUCUUUGAAGGCUUGCUCUUGGGGGGGCCGUUAGUCCACUUCCCCUUGUCUGUUGGUCUCGGGUGUGUCACUUCUGCAGACCUCGUCGGCCGGCGUGAAGUCCUUCAGGCUGUCCUGGGAGCCUGGCUGGAGAGGGUACUCCCGUCAGACACACACAGCCACAAUUCAUCAGACAUCCAUUCGUCAAUUGUCUGUGUGUCGUACUCACAUUCUUAUCGAACUGAGAAACCUGUGAUCAGAGCACACACACACACAGACACACACAGACAGACAGACAGACAGACAGACAGGGACAGGCAUCUGUAUGCGCGUGACUGCAAGUGUGUGUCACUCUGCGCACCGUGUCGUUGGUGUCAGUGCUGGUGGUGGUGCUGCCCGUCGGCGUGCGAGGCUCCUCGCUGACAACCUGCGAAAGAUCAAGACCGCAGGAACGGCUCUCGACAUGGCUCCUCCUUCCCUGUUCUUCCCUCAUCACCCUCCCUCGCUUUGCAUACCUUCACGACUUCACGCCACUCCUGCUUAGGUGGUGGCUGCUGGCGACCACGAGCACGACUACGAGCACGACCACGACCACGAGGACGACCACGAGGACGACCACCCAU